AACCAUGCGAACUUCAUACACAGAAAGAUGGGAUGCAGCUGGGUCUCCCUGUAAGGCAAGAGUAUUAAGUAUUACGCCAAUCUGAAUAUAUUUAUAACAGUAUUAGUGUGGCAGCUUUGAAAUGUCUUUAAGCAAGAAGAGCGCUACAUGUUGAAUGUUGACAUACGCAGAAUAAACACCCAAAUAAUACCAAAAUACUGCGUACUUCAUCUGUACAUUUAGGGGUGAAAUGAAUCAGAUGACACUAAAAAAAUCUACAACGGCCCAUCUGUGGGUCCCAGACCAGCUUUUGAGACCUUCACAGAGCUGCUGCUGCUGCUGCACCUGUAUCCAGUCCAACGCCGUUUAGGAAAAAGUUGGCAGCGCAAUGGUUACGCUGCGAGCGUCUCAAGGGCAAAGGAAAUGAGGAAAUCGAUCAGAACAACAAAUGAAGACUGCCACCUCUGUGUCUGUGUCUGUGUCUGUGCGUCUGCGUGUGUGUGUUGACGCUGCUGUUGCUGCUGCUGUCAGCCGAGGAUGACAUUUCAGCUUUAAAUCUCUAAGGAUAGAGAAGAGAAGAGAUGCGCCCGGGCGGGAAACGUCACAUUUUCAGUUGGAGCGUCGGUGAGAGGAGCCUGUGACCGAGGCAGGAGAGAGGGAUCUACCGCACUGUCACUCCUGCACGCCCGCAAGCUGGGGAUCAGAACCGAAGGAACGUCCUAGAGUUGGAUGAUUGAUUUUCUUUUUUAAAAUUAUUAUUAUUAUUUGGAGCGACAGCGAGGAUUUAUCAUGUUUCAGCGGGGAAUCGUUCACGAGUCACGCCACCUCGGACCACUCUAAUGGGUUCAGGGCAAAUGAACUGAAUGGUUUUGAUUUGAAAGGUUAAAGGAACACCACUUUAAACUUUGAUCAACUGUGACAAAAACAGCUGGAUUAUUGAGGUCACGGUGUCACAGUCAGACCUCCACUGAUGCCUCUUACUGUCGGCGCGUGUGUGUGGUAAAACUACUGGAUCACUGGGCCCUAAUUCUCCUGAGAAUAUAAACUAAAAUUAGCCCCGAGGUCUCUUCAUCUGUCGCAUGCUCACAUUUACGUCAUUCAGAAUGAAAUGCCAGAAAGUAAAGUUGUCACCCCAGCUCUGAAGAUGCCACCGUGGGAGCUUUUCCGUGGAGGGAGUCUGGGGAAUGAAAACGGGAAUUCUGCGUCUCUAACCGGACACUGAUUCCAAACACCUUGGUUUUUUUUUUUUUUUUUUUUUUUGGUUUUUUUGUAUCUUCUUACCAUCUUCUUUUCUAUUUUGGAUUGCUCCAAAAUUUGUUUGUGCGGUCCCCCCUGGACUCCUGCACAAUGGGGAUUAUGCUUCAAGUUAUUCUAGGAAUGUUUCAGUGCCUGCUGAUCACCAGAAUACCAGCGUCUCACGCCAAGCUCGCCCACUGGCGACCUGCAGACUCCCCCAAAUCUAGAGAAGGUCGAGAAGUGCGGCGGUGGUUGGAGGUGUAUUCAAGGAGUGGAUGUGAACCUCGGGACACCCUGGUGGAGGUGUGGCGGGAGUUGCCAGAGGAGACCCACCAUCUCUUUAUCCCCUCCUGCGUGUCGGUGAGGAGAUGUGGUGGCUGCUGUUCUGACGAGGCCCUGGAGUGUGUGCCAACACUCACGCACACACUCACCAUGGAGCUGAUGAGGACGUCCUUCAUGAAACACGAGCUCAUUGAGUUGCCUUUCGUGGAGCACAGCCAGUGUGAGUGCAGACUAAAAGAACAAUUAUUGCCACUGCCUACGACAAGGUCACAUCUGAAGCCCAGCAGAACAAAUGAGAAGAAGAAGGAGCGAGGGAAGUCCAGACAGAAGACAAGUGGAGACAUCAGCGCUGCGACUUAUGUUCCUACCACUCCUCCUCCUCCAACACCCCCUCCUCUAUCUUCUUCUCCCACCCUCUCUUCCUCCCUGCCCAUUCCAUCACCGAGGCCGUCUUGCAGCCCGUGUAAAGGGAGGAAGUGGGCAUUGGAUGUAACGUCGUGUCGGUGCCGCUGCAUAGUCAGUCCUGAAAGCUGUAACAAGAAAGGCAGGAUGCUCAACUCACAUCGCUGCAGGUGUGAGGCCAUGAGGACUUGACGCAUCCGUCCACCGUCUACUCAGCUCUUGUCCUCACCUUAUCCUGCUGAUUUAUUGCCCUCUCUCAGCAUUUCUACCACGGAGCACACAGACACCUGGACGUCCAGUAUAACUCACUGAAGGAAGUAUUAGCAGGAGCGCUCAUUAUAACCUGUAGUAGAGCUCCAGUACAGCAACAUGUGCAGCAUUACAGCCUCCGUACACUGUAGAUCCACCGCGUGUCUGUCUGUGUGCAGUCAAACAUCAACCCACCGGCAGUAAAGCUUCCAUUCAUCCUCUUGUGCACGUAGAGCUCAUGCUGCGAGUGGUACCAGAUAAUACAACUUUUAAAUGUGUGGAAAUAACACACGUUAAAGAAAGACUGGUCUUCCUGUGGUUUGGACGUUGGAGCAAGAGAAGAAAUGAACAGUUGUGGAGACAAUUUGAAAAAAUAAAAAUCCUACAAGAAAUAGAAUAUUGGUGGACACAUACCAAGCACAUGCCAGGAGAACACAAUGCAUGCACAUGCACUGGCACCCCAGUGUGCAUGGGCCUAUGGCUGAGCUGAAUGCUGGGAUGGCGUGACGCUGUCUGUCUGUGUGGUCCCAGUCUGAAAGACCCAGAUGGACUAUCCCUGCAGCCGCUCUCUCUCUCUCUCUCUCUCUCUCCCUCUCUCUCUCUCUCUCAUUCAAUCCUAUGACCACAGGCUGGCUCUCCAAGCCACUUUCUGGCAUUUGUUUAAAUUUGGGCCUUUUGUUUCCAUCUUUUUCUCGGCACCUCAACUGAAAGCGAGCGCUUUGCCUCCCCUUGCCUCCCUUUUGGGCAGUGAGGAGAAUGACAAUAAUAAGGACCUGGCGGCUCUCCACUACUUCACACUCAAACAUUUACGCUUAUAAUACUACAGGAACAGAGACAACAGUGCAAACGCAGUAAUGCUACGGCCGCUGCACAAAUGUAUGUAGAACCAUGAACACACUGUGUGAAGUGGGUGCAGGUAGCCAUUGGCUUUCCUUAAUGUCACAUUAGUGUGCAAAUAGCUGUCAAUCAUUUAUUUGCCCUUUAAACGCAGACUUGUUCCUGCUGUUGAGUUAUAUUCUGGUGUUUUACUCUUUUAUUAUAAUCCUGUAAAGUUGAUUUAAAAAGAUAUUUUAUACUGCAGAAUGUGUUCUUUGUUUUGUUUUUUUUUUGUUUUUUUUGUUCAUCCCUAAUCCAUCUGCAUAAAGAGUCGCACUGGGUGGCCUGCUAUGAACAGGCUCACAAUUUAAACAGAGUCUGCUCACGACCGGGAGAUUAUAUACAUUAUAAUGUGUAUUUCAAACAAUCAGUGAGGCAGCCAUGUCUGCAGCUCCCAGCACUGGGAAAAGACAGCAUGUGUGUUGUUGUUAUGUUCAAACCAG
This is a messenger RNA of Cynoglossus semilaevis (tongue sole), 3467 nucleotides long. RefSeq names its product vascular endothelial growth factor Ba (gene vegfba). Gene Ontology annotation, biological process: positive regulation of endothelial cell proliferation; vascular endothelial growth factor signaling pathway; induction of positive chemotaxis. Gene Ontology annotation, cellular component: membrane. Gene Ontology annotation, molecular function: growth factor activity; chemoattractant activity; heparin binding. The transcript has 8 exons. Bases 1327 to 2091 code for a protein of 254 amino acids. Lineage: Eukaryota; Metazoa; Chordata; Actinopteri; Pleuronectiformes; Cynoglossidae. The record is from RefSeq and is a predicted model, not a curated record.